This is a messenger RNA of Peronospora farinosa, 1605 nucleotides long. The record is from the annotation of a GenBank genome assembly. NCBI's taxonomy places the organism in Eukaryota, Oomycota, Peronosporomycetes, Peronosporales, Peronosporaceae.
AUGGAGGACCUCACCGACAUGAAAGAGAAGCUGCUGCCUAAGAUUGAGCCCAUGUCUCCUCAGCACCAGCAUCACAAGAUGAGUGGUCAGUUGUCUACCUCGGCAAAGCUUCAUGGAGACAGUGGUACUAACAGCAGCCCCGUGAUGGGCUAUGGUUGGACGGGACAAUUGCGGCUGGCAGCAUGGAUUAUCUCCAUCUCCUCCUUUAUGUGGGGCUUUAGCGCCACUGUGCUGAAUGUAUGCAUUGUACCGGAUGCUAUGGGAUCUUUGCUUGUGGAGAUUAAUCUCACUAUGGAAGAGCAAGAGCUCGCCACAGCACUCGUAGUGGUGGGCUGCUUGUUUGCUGCGCUUACCACAGGCGGUUUAGGCGCUCGUCUGGGACUGAAGAAGACAAUCUUGGGUAACAACUUGCUGUAUAUAAUUGGAAGCAUUGUUUGUGCACUUGCCACAUCCAAACAUGUGCUUUAUGCUGGGCGGCUGCUCCUUGGAAUAGCAUCGGGAGUCGUCACCAACACGGUCCCCGUCUUGCUGACAGAAAUUUCGCCCGCUGCCUUGCGUGGCGAGAUCACAGCUUUACAUCAGCUCAGUCUCACGAUUGGCAUGCUAGUGUCUGCUGUGCUGGGGUACUGUGUUAUCUCUAAUGUACCUUCGGGAUGGAGAUACGUCAAUGGGUUUAUGGUCCUGCCUCCGUUAGUGCAGUGUCUGAGCAUGUCUUUCAUGCCGGAGAGUCUAUGGUGGCUUAUGAAGAACCGUGGUCGUGAUGAGUGCCGAGCAACGCUGGUAUUUUUACGUCCGAGUGCUUCGAAGGGUGCAAUUGAAACGGAAUUGCAGAAAAUCGCGCACGUGAUGGAGCACCGGAAGCAUGAGCCUCACGUAAAUUGGUGGAGUCUAUUGGCGCACAAGAAAGUCAUGGUGAAGGGUACGAUCCUUGUGUUUUUCCAAGCUAUGACAGGUAUAAAUACGGUGAUGCUCUACUCGGCAAAGAUUUUUCAUAUUGCAGGAGUGACCAACCCGUUCUUCGCCACCGCUGUCGUUUGUGUUAUGAAUGUGGGCGUCACGGUCAUAUCGGUGCGCUUCGUCGACUCGUAUGGUCGGCGAUCACUUUUGAUUGUGGGGACCACCAUCAUGAUCAUUGCGAUAGGAGUAGUCAGCUGGUCGCUUCUUUAUCUCAACGACAAUCUUAGGCUACAGGGUAUGGUAGCUGUGAGUUCCGUGCUCAUGUUUGUUGGCGGGUUCGCUGUUGGCCUUGGCGCUGUCGUGUGGGUCAUAUUAGGAGACAUUACGCCUGUGCAUAUCCGCACACGAGCGUUCGCGUUCUACAUGGCCGUCAGCUACAUGUGUAACAUCGUGAUUGCUGUUGGCACGUUAUCUGCCAUCGACUUUUUGGGCCGUGGCUCCAAUCCCGAGAAGAAUGGAAUUGCCAAGCUCUAUUUGAUCCUCAGUGGCGUUGCUAUCGUGUGCCUUGCUUAUAUUUAUUACUUUGUGGGAGAGACCUCGCAUAUCAAAAUGGCACCAACGAAAAUCACGGAUGACCAGGAGCCCCUCUUAUCUGAUGAGGAGAAAGUGGCAUUUGAGGAAGAGAUUCACCAGACAACUGAUCUGUAG